GCGGCGGCAACAGGGCGGCCAUUGAAACGGCCAUGUUGGCUGAGUAAUUUAGUGUAGAGGACGUGUGAUUUAAAUUAAAUACGACCUAUCAACUACAGUAUAUGGUCAAUUAUCAUAAAGACUAACUAAACUAACUACAUAAACACAAAGCAAUGGCAAUUCCGACAUAUUGAAAACGCUGAUAAGCCACCACACAAACACACACACACACAUAGAGACCCACACUCUCACGCACACACUGACUGGCUGACUCUGACUCUUUCUGGCUGAUGGUGAGCGAGAGCAUUUAAAAAGAAUUUGUUCAACCAUGGGCAGCGACAGUUCACAUUCACGUUCCAUAUCAACAACGUACGAGACGUCGACUAACUAACAAAAGCGCUUUAUUUGAGUAGAUUUACUCUGUCAAGAAGGUACUAGAAGCCAUCAAAGAAGCAUAAUCGGUGAAAUCAAAGCAAUUGAAAUUAAAGCAAUCGUUUGCCUUCUAUGCCAGUGUGUGUAAAGGCAACAAAAGAUUUGAUAAAAUACAAAAAUAAAAACAAUUUGAUUUCGGUCGUCAGCCUAUUUAACUUUGACUAACUUCAACGAGGUGUCUCAUUCUCAUUUGUGCAUUUCGUAAAAGCGCAUCGCAAAAUAAUAAUAAUAACCAUUGAUUUGUGACAAAUUCUCAAUUUCUGUGAUUUUUGUGUAUAAAGACUAACAAGAGAAACGAUGAUGAAAUUCUUAGCAAGUUUUUUGGUUCUGGCCGUUGUGGCCCAACAGGCAUAUGGAGAUUUUAAAUUGAAACAGGGUGAUGGAGAAUCAAGUUCGAGCAUUGUAAACGACCUGGGCAAGCAAAAGCGAAAGAAUAUAGAAAAGAGCAAGUCAAAAGAUGAUGAAUAUCAAGAUCAAAAUCAAAGUCGGUGCUCUCUGGAGGUUCCUGAGAUUCCCAAGAACUGGAUUGACAUGAAGGAUGCCUGCAUUGCUGGCGUACGCCAUCAGAUUCAGGAGGAGAUCAAUGCUUCCUACCAAUACCUGGCCAUGGGUGCCUAUUUUGCUCGCGAUACCGUUAACCGUGGUGGCUUUGCCGAACACUUCUUCAAGUCCGCCAAGGAGGAACGUGAGCAUGGCUCCAAACUGGUCGAAUAUCUGUCCAUGCGUGGUCAGUUGACCGAUAAUGUCAGCAACCUUAUCACUGUGCCGACUGUGCCCAAGCAGGAAUGGAAGGAUGGCGCCAGUGCUCUGGAAGAUGCUCUUGAAUUGGAGAUUAAGGUUACUCGCUCCAUUCGCAAACUGAUCCAGACCUGCGAGGGCAAGCCCUACAACCAUUACCAUCUUGUGGACUAUCUUACUGGUGUCUAUUUGGAGGAGCAAUUGCACGGACAACGCGAGUUGGCCGGCAAGUUGACCACUCUGAAGAAGAUGAUGUCCACUCACGGCGAAUUGGGCGAAUUCCUGUUCGACAAGAACUUGUAAGGUGGUCCUAACUAAUCCACCUCAACCCUUCAGCCAGCAGCCAUUCAUUUGUAGCUUUUAAUCUGUGCUCUUCAACAAAAAAAAUUUACUGAACAAACAUUUAUAUUCCAAAAUUCAUCUAGUAUUUCUGUCAUCUAUGAGCUAAGAUCCGCCCCCUUUACACUUUAGUCCGUUCAUUAAACUAUAUAAAAUGGAAAAUAAUUUCAGUCUAUCUCUCUCUCCUUCUCGCUCUUAAAAAAAUAAAUAAUUCAAAAUUUUUGUAAUUCGGAAAUUUGCCAAGCACAGUGAAA
This is a messenger RNA of Drosophila willistoni, 1742 nucleotides long. RefSeq names its product ferritin subunit (gene Fer1HCH). The transcript has 4 exons. Gene Ontology annotation, molecular function: ferrous iron binding; ferric iron binding. Gene Ontology annotation, biological process: iron ion transport; intracellular iron ion homeostasis. The record is from RefSeq and is a predicted model, not a curated record. Bases 709 to 1452 code for a protein of 247 amino acids. Gene Ontology annotation, cellular component: cytoplasm. NCBI's taxonomy places the organism in Eukaryota, Metazoa, Arthropoda, Insecta, Diptera, Drosophilidae.